AUGCCUCCGCCCCAAAGUCUCGGAUCCCCAGACAGACCCUUUGCGUACUUUCGUGGCGGUGUGUCGUGGAAAUGCUUGAGUACGGAUACUGAAACCUUAGGGCUAGACCUGUUCUGGCCUAUCAAGAAAGAGGAAGAGAACCGGAAUGAUCGUGGGAAUGAUAUGCUUGCUAUUGAAGAGCUGAGACCUCUCUGUGCCUUUCACAAUCUACGCGUCCUGAAGAUAACGGGUAUGAUGCAGUCGUACCAGAAGUAUAUCUGGCAGACUGCUUGGCUUAAUCCUAAUCUCGAGGAACUUGAGCUGGAAAUGGCCCUCGAGCCAUGUGUGAGGAAGAAUGUUGUAGGUGGUUGGCCUCUCAUCAAGGGGGGAUGGCGACAACGUGACAUACACCACGAGGAACCAGUUUACUACGGCAACAAUGGCACCGGAAUUCUGAACCGCAGAUUCGGCAUCGGCGAGUAUCUAGAUAAAUGCUCCAUUGAACAAGCCAAGCUCCACGCCAUGACUCAAGGACCGACCUUGUCUCAUCUUACAGUUCGUCGUUUGACGUUGACGGGAUUCGUCGUCGACGCCGACCCUUUCCUUCUCUGGUUUGACCCUGCUAGACUUCAACGCAUCAACUUUCGGGACCACUGCGUGGAUGCGGGAUUCUAUUUGCGAGCAUCGAUGAAGGGAAAGGUGACGGUUGUUUAUCCUAGAUUGAUCCAGGAGAAUGCUGUUGUUGGUCCUGGUCGACGGGUUGAGUUGAAAGACGAGUUGAAGAUUGUCGAAUUGAGAGGCGGAAAGAAAGUGAGCGAGAAGCCUUACCGAGCGAAACAGAAUCCGAAAUGGAAAGGCAGGGAUUCAAAGAGGAAGAAAAAAGUGAACCAUCCGCGGAGUGAUGGGAGACUAUUAACCGAGAAGAUGAAUCGGGACCGGUUCGAGGACAAACAUGCACAUGGUCUCCGUGAGAGUGAUAGCAACCACAUGGAGUCCAGUCAGCAAUAG
Monascus purpureus is the source of this 987-nucleotide messenger RNA. NCBI's taxonomy places the organism in Eukaryota, Fungi, Ascomycota, Eurotiomycetes, Eurotiales, Aspergillaceae. The record is from the annotation of a GenBank genome assembly.